AUGGUUAAGUACUAUGAGUCUAAUACGGUGUUUCAAUUCAACUGGAGUCAAGUUGCACAGGGGUUUUGGAAACGUUAUCCUAAUCCUCAUAGCUCCCAUGUAUUAUCUGAAGAUACAAUAACUCGAGAAGUAAAAGACGGUAAAUUGUAUUCAAAACGACUGCUGACAAAGACAAACCGCGUUCCAAAAUGGGGUGAAAAAUUCAUCAGUAAAAAUGUUGUCAAAAUAAUCGAAGAGACUGUCGUUGAUCCCAAGGAAAAAACACUUACUUCUUACACUCGCAAUCUUGGAUACACUAAAGUUAUGAGUGUCAUUGAAAAAGUAACUUACAAAGUGUCUGAAGACAACCCAGAGUGGACGGUAGCUCACAGGUUAGCCUGGAUCGACAGCUCAGUUUUUGGAUUUGGUCACGCGAUCAAGGCCUUUGGAUUAGAUAGGUUCAAGAAAAAUUGCGGAAAAAUGACCGGCGGGUUCAAUUACGUUCUGGCGCACAUGUUUCCGGCCACUGCCACGCUGAUCAACCCGAACUUCGCGCAGCUUACUUUAGAUAUGAACAAUUUUGACGAGCCAAUGACGAAAUUGAGCCACGCGGCUGAAGACUUACAGCACUCGUUCCACGACAAGGCUGAAAAAAUGAAGGACGCGGCGAAAAAGGCGACAGAUUUAGCCAAAAAAAAGGCCUACGCUGCUUGCCAGCCUAAUCAGUCAUAA
Messenger RNA from Cotesia congregata, 711 nucleotides. The record is from the annotation of a GenBank genome assembly. NCBI's taxonomy places the organism in Eukaryota, Metazoa, Arthropoda, Insecta, Hymenoptera, Braconidae.